GAGGAACACAGUUUGCUUCUGCCAGGAAGGCGGGCUCUGGACUACUGCCCCCACCUGGCGGUGCGCCAGGUGCCCUUAGGGCCACAGGACGGUCCCCAGAGUGCUGCUGGGAGAACGAUUCCAGGUGUGGGAGGGGCCAAGCCAGCCACGCCCUGGUCUUACCUGGGCUCUCGGAUUUCCAGCCCUGCUGUAGCGCCAGGGACAGAGACAAGAAUGGAGGCUGGAGGAGGAUCUGGGGAAGGCCCAUCACUGUCAGCCCUACUGAGCAAGCUCCCCAGCUCAGCCACAGUGAGAUACAGAGGGCCGGGCGUCCAUCCCUGGGGAGAGCCAGAGCCACCCCUGGAGAAGAGCAGGAAGGAGAGCUGGUCACAAAGGCAAACUGCCCCCGUGGCAUCCCCUGUGGAGCCCCCAGAAUCCCAGGCCCUUCGAGAGCUGCCCUGGCCCAUAGAAGCCAAGCAGCUUCUGUGGAGGCUUCAAGCACAGAGGCCAACAAAGCCAGAGCCAGGCAUUCGGGGAUCCAAGGGGGCCCUGCUACUGGGCAGAGCUUGGGCUCGCCUGGUUGGAGUCCCAAAGAUGCUGGUACCCUGGAGGACCAUACUGACGAAGAUUGGGAGCCAGUAUGGGGCAGGCACUGAGUCCUACUUUGGACUACUUCGAUUCCUGCUGGGUUUGAACAUUCUGGGGGUCUUGUUCCAAGGAAUUCUGACCCUGCUGCCCCUCCUCCUGUUGGGUUCCAUCCCAGGGCCGCCCUCACCAGGGGUCACUAAGCCUUGUGGCUCCUAUGACCCUGUGCCCCAGGGCCUUGUGGACUAUGCCACACAUCUCACCAACCUGCUCUCGGGAGAGGGUCAUCUGGAGUGGUCCCCCCUUUUCUAUGGUUUCUACCCAGUCCAAUUAACAGGUAGCACCUUCCAGCUGCCAAUCGCCUACCUGUUGUCCACAUUUCUCUCUGGCUUCCUCUGCCUUCUCCUGAUCCUCCGCAGGUCGGUGUCAGGACUGAAGCAGACCCUGCUGAUCGAGUCUGGGGUUCUGACCAGCUACAGUCACCGUGUCUUCUCUGCUUGGGACUUUGGACUCCAGGGCAGCGGCCCCGUGGAGCUCCGCAAGCGAGCGAUACGCUAUGAGCUUCAGGUGGAGCUGGAGGAGGCCUCGAUGAGGAAGCUCGCAGAGGCCCGGACCCGGGCGCAGUGGGCUGGUCUGUGGGUGACUAGGAUAUUGCUCAACCUGCUGGUGCUGGCUCUGCUCGCGGCAGCCUUCUAUGGGGUCUACUGGGCCACGGACCCCGACAAGAAUCUGCAGGAGGAUCCCGUGGUCCAGGCGACCCCGCUGCUGAAGCUGCUGAUUGCCUAUCUGCCGUCCAUCUUCAUAUCCACGGCUAACCUCAUCCUGCCGCCCGUCUUCAGCCUUAUCACCAGCCUGGAGGGCUACACGCGGAGCCGCCAGGUCCAACUCAUCCUUCUCAGGACCGUGGUUCUCCGCCUGGCCUCACUCGUGGUCCUGCUGGUGUCCCUCUGGAAUCAGAUCACCUGUGAGGGCAAGCCCGAGGCUGAGGCCUGCGCCGCGUGCGGCUAUGACUACAACAUACUACCGUGUUGGGAGACUCGGGUGGGACAAGAGAUGUACAAGCUGCUGCUGUUUGACCUGCUGACUUGCCUGGCCGUCCCUCUGCUGAUCCAGUUCCCGCGCAAACUCCUAGGGAGUAUGUGCGGGGGCCGUCUGGGCCGUCUGGUGGAGACCAUGGAGUUCCAGGUCCCGGAUGAGGUGCUGGGGCUGGUGUACGGGCAGACGCUGGUCUGGGUAGGGGGUUUCUACUGCCCUCUCCUGGCGCUGCUCAACACAGUCAAAUUACUGCUCACCUUCUACCUAAAGAGGUUUACGCUCUUCGCCUUCUGCUCUCCGGCCUCUCGCACCUUCCGGGCCUCCACAGCGAACUUCUUCUUCCCGCUGGUGCUGCUCCUGGGCUUGGCCAUCUCGGCUGUCCCCGUGCUCUAUGGCAUUUUCGUGAUCCCGCCGUCCAAGCUGUGCGGCCCCUUCCAGGGCCAGCCGGACAUUUGGGCUGCCAUACCGAAUGCCAUCCAGGGCCUGUCCCAGGGUGCCCAGGACUUCCUUUUCUUCCUGGGGACCCUAAGCUUCGCUGUUCCUCUGAUGCUGGUGUCCAGCGUCCUGAUGGUCUACACCUUGACACUGGCCACUUCCUACGGCCGCCUGGUCUCCAAGCUGAAGGGGCAUUUAAAGAUGGAAAGCGAAAGUAAAGUGCUGUUGGCCCAGAGGAUUGUGGAGCUCAGCGGGGAAGAGCGGGACCUCUGAUCCGCAGGCGGGAGGCACCGGGGCAGGCUCGGGGACGCCGUCCAACUCUCACCCAGCUGGAGCGGGAGGCACGAAGACUACAAGUUCCAUGAAGCCCUGGGGCAGGGGUGCCCCGGGGGCUUCUGGGAGACAGAGUGCCUCGGGCCAGACACCGGAGUGGGGCAAGGAGGGGUGGGGUGAAAGGGACGCCCGGGCUCCCCUGGGGAGCCCAAGCGUUCGAGUCCCAAGGCGAAGCUCUCUCAAUAAAGGUAGUCCCGUC
Molecule: messenger RNA, 2566 nt
Organism: Phascolarctos cinereus (koala)
Lineage: Eukaryota; Metazoa; Chordata; Mammalia; Diprotodontia; Phascolarctidae
Gene: TMC4
Product: transmembrane channel like 4
Cellular component (GO): plasma membrane
Molecular function (GO): mechanosensitive monoatomic ion channel activity
Source: RefSeq, a predicted model, not a curated record